Messenger RNA from Oncorhynchus masou masou (cherry salmon), 2220 nucleotides. RefSeq names its product asparagine--tRNA ligase, cytoplasmic-like. Gene Ontology annotation, molecular function: nucleic acid binding; ATP binding; asparagine-tRNA ligase activity. The transcript is spliced from 15 exons. Gene Ontology annotation, biological process: asparaginyl-tRNA aminoacylation. Bases 138 to 1835 code for a protein of 565 amino acids. Gene Ontology annotation, cellular component: cytoplasm. Lineage: Eukaryota; Metazoa; Chordata; Actinopteri; Salmoniformes; Salmonidae. The record is from RefSeq and is a predicted model, not a curated record.
UCACGAACUAUCCGGAAAUUGUAUUCACCGUAAGCAUGCGCACAAACCCCAACGAGGGCCAAUUCAUUUUCGUAUUAUUAUUAGCUCGCUAGUAAAUCCGUUAAAAUAUACACAUUUGAUACAAUUUGUACGCGGGUAUGGCAGAGGAGUUAACGAAAACCACAGGCGAACUCUCAGUGGUGUUCCCACUUCUUCCAGGUGAGUUGUAUGUGUCUGACAAAGAAGGAAAUGACCAGGAUGGUGACGGAACAGAGAGGAAACCUUUCAAGACCUCAUUGAGAGCUUUGACAUUUGCUGGAAAGGAACCAUUCCCAACCAUCUAUGUGGACUCUCAGAAGGAAGGAGAGCGUUGGGCAGUGAUCUCCAAGACGCAGAUGAAAAAUGUGAUCAAGUUAUUUGCUAGAGAGCAGAUGAAGAGCGACUCCAAAGACAAAAAGGAGGCAGAGGAUUCUGAGAGACGAGAGAAGAACCUAGAAGAAGCUAAGAAAGUCACCAUUGAGAAUGACUCCAGCCUUCCAAAGCCCAAAACGGUCAAAAUCUAUCAGCUGGAGCCUCUCCGAGGGGAGAGAGUGAAGGUGUUUGGUUGGGUGCACCGAAUGAGAAAACAAGGAAAGAACCUGCUGUUCAUUGUGCUGAGAGAUGGAACUGGUUUCCUGCAGUGUGUUCUCAACAAUAAAUUGUGUCAGUGCUACAAUGCCCUGGUGCUGUCCACUGAAAGCACAGUGGCUCUGUAUGGGACAGUGAAGCAAGUACCUGAGGGAAAGCAGGCCCCUGGUGGUCAUGAGCUGCACUGUGACUUCUGGGAGCUGGUGGGUCUGGCGCCGGCUGGAGGGGCUGACAACCUGCUGAACGAGGAGUCUGAUGUGGACGUUCAGCUCAACAACAGACACAUGAUGAUCCGUGGGGAGAACGUGUCCAAGAUCCUCCGGAUCCGCUCCACUGUCACACAGUGCUUCAGGGAUCACUUCUUCACCCGCGGAUACUAUGAGAUCACCCCACCCACUCUGGUGCAGACCCAGGUGGAGGGAGGUUCCACCCUGUUCAACCUGAACUACUUUGGGGAGGAGGCGUUCCUGACCCAGUCCUCUCAGCUCUACCUGGAGACCUGCAUCCCUGCUCUGGGAGACACCUUCUGUAUCGCUCAGUCCUACCGUGCAGAGCAGUCCCGCACUCGCAGGCACCUGUCUGAGUACACUCACAUAGAGGCAGAGUGCCCAUUCAUGACCUAUGAGGACCUACUGAGCAGGCUGGAGGAUCUGGUGUGUGACGUGGUGGACAGAGUUCUGAAGUCUCCUGCUGCUUCUCUACUCUACCAAGUCAACCCUGACUUCAAGCCCCCCAAGAGGCCCUUCAAGAGGAUGAACUACUCUGAGGCCAUCAUCUGGCUGAAGGAGCACAACAUCAAAAAGGAUGACGGGACCUACUAUGAGUUUGGAGAGGACAUCCCAGAGGCCCCAGAGAGGCUGAUGACUGAUGCCAUCGGUGAGACCAUCCUGCUGUGCCGCUUCCCGGCUGAGAUCAAGUCCUUCUACAUGCAGCGCUGUCCUGAGGACCGACGCCUCACCGAGUCGGUGGAUGUGCUGAUGCCUAACGUUGGAGAGAUAGUUGGAGGGUCUAUGAGGAUCUGGGAUGCUGAGGAACUGCUGGAGGGAUACAAGAGGGAAGGCAUUGACCCAACACCUUACUACUGGUACACUGACCAGAGGAAGUAUGGUACCUGUCCCCAUGGUGGCUAUGGGCUCGGCCUGGAGAGGUUCCUAACCUGGCUGCUGAACAGGCACCACAUCAGAGACGUGUGUCUCUACCCCCGCUUCAUUCAGCGCUGUCGACCCUGAACUCAACUACCCUGCCCCCUGCUGGAGAUGGAUCACACUGCGCUUGAAGAGGCCAAUAUGUACAUCCCAAAUGGCAAUCUAUUCCCUAUAUAGUGAUAUUUUUUUUUACCAGCGCGCUAUCCCUGUAUAGGGCCCUUAUUUUUUUACCAGGACCAAAGGUAGUGCACUAUAUAGAGAAUACAGCUCCAUUUUGGGACAAAACCCAUCUUACUGCAUUGCAAAAGGCCAACAUACAAGGCUCGAGAUCUAAGACAAGAACAAUUAAUUACAGUAACAAAUCCCUGCAAAUGUAAGAUUUGAAAUGUGUUUUCAAACAAGAAAUUCAUGCUGUCUUGCUAAUAAUAUUUGUCUGCCAAUAAAUGUAUACUGCAUACGCUACAAUAUC